Egretta garzetta (little egret) is the source of this 1577-nucleotide messenger RNA. RefSeq names its product major facilitator superfamily domain containing 10 (gene SLC75A1). NCBI's taxonomy places the organism in Eukaryota, Metazoa, Chordata, Aves, Pelecaniformes, Ardeidae. The coding region runs from base 98 to 1495 and encodes 465 amino acids. The transcript is spliced from 13 exons. Gene Ontology annotation, biological process: transmembrane transport. The record is from RefSeq and is a predicted model, not a curated record. Gene Ontology annotation, cellular component: brush border membrane. Gene Ontology annotation, molecular function: transmembrane transporter activity.
GCUUUUGAACAGAUUUUAAUUGCAUUCUUUGGAUGCAUUCCUUUUGAGAAGACAACAUCAUCAGAUCUGCCUGAAAAGAAGCAGAGCACCUAGGAACAUGGCCCUGCAAGAGAGAGAAAUCAGCAGCAGCUCCAUCAAUGACAAUGACAAUGACAAGCAAGAACAGAACAGCAGUCAUGUUAUUACAAUUGUCUUCCUGGCACUUUUCAUCGACUUGUUGGGAUUCACUCUCAUCUUGCCACUGUUUCCUUCCAUCCUUGAUUAUUACAGCCAGACUGAGGAUGGAUUCUAUAUGUCAUUGCAACGUGGUGUGGACUGGUUUGCAGUGAUGGUUGGGAUGCCUCCAGAGCGGAAAUACAACAGUGUCUUAUUUGGAGGUCUGAUUGGCUCAAUCUUUUCCAUCUUACAGUUUUUUUCCUGUCCCCUCACUGGUGCUGUGUCGGACUCCUUGGGCAGAAGACCUGUCAUCUUGAUGACAGUGAUGGGUUUGAUAACAUCAUACGCACUAUGGGCUGCCUCUAGGACUUUUGGCAUUUUUCUUCUCUCCAGGAUAGUAGGUGGAAUAAGCAAAGGGAAUGUCAGCCUCUCCACAGCUAUAAUUGCUGACUUGCACUCUCCAAAAGCACGGAGCAAGGGCAUGGCAAUGAUUGGCGUUGCUUUCUCCCUUGGUUUUACCCUGGGUCCCAUGAUCGGAGCUUACCUAGCCGUGGAGACAGAGAAAGGAGAAGUCUUCUAUCUUCAUUCAGCAUUGCUAGCACUCACGUUUGCUGUGGCUGAAUUAAUUUUCAUCUUCUUCCUACUUCCGGAGACACUUCCAAAAGAAAAACGGGUCUCUUCUGUGACAUCUGGAUUUCAGGCAGCAGUUGACUUGCUCAGUCCUUUGGCUUUAUUUCAGUUUUCUGCAGUCACCCGAGGAAAGGAAUCCCCUUCAGAGGAGAACCUUCAGAAUCUCAAAAUCUUGGGCCUGGCUUAUUUCCUGUACCUCUUCCUGUUUUCCGGCUUGGAGUACACACUGAGUUUUCUCACUCACCAGAGAUUCCAGUUUUCUAGCAUGCAGCAGGGCAAGAUGUUUUUCUUUAUUGGAAUAACAAUGGCUGUGAUCCAGGGAGGCUAUGCUCGACGAAUCAAGCCACAAAAUGGAAUCAGAGCUAUAAAAAGGGCCAUUAUGUUGCUGAUUCCAGCUUUCUUGUUAAUUGGAUGGGCUGCAAAUGUGACCACGCUGAGUGUUGGACUGCUGCUGUACUCCUUCGCUGCGGCCAUUGUUAUCCCGUGUUUGGCAGCAGUGGUGUCAGGCUAUGGCUCUGCCAGCCAGAAAGGACGCGUCAUGGGGAUCCUGAGGAGCCUGGGCGCCCUCGCCAGAGCCCUGGGGCCCAUCCUGUCAGCUACAGUUUACUGGCUGGCAGGGGCAGAGGUUUGCUUCACCAUCUGCGGCGUUUUCUUCCUCAUCCCCUUCGUUCUACUUGGUUCCGUAAAACAGGAGACAAAGCAGGAGUAGGAAGUGACCCCAGACCUGUCACCGGCUUCCAGGGACCUCUCCAGGACCUGACCUCGGCACCUGACUGCUGAUCAGAGAUUGA